Molecule: messenger RNA, 1332 nt
Organism: Penicillium arizonense
Lineage: Eukaryota; Fungi; Ascomycota; Eurotiomycetes; Eurotiales; Aspergillaceae
Exons: 4
Coding region: 1-1332 (443 amino acids)
Source: RefSeq, a predicted model, not a curated record
AUGCACUAUGUAUAUCUCUGCUUUCUGCUUGUGGCAGGAGCAAUGGCCAUCCCUGGCCAUCGCCUUCCACGAUCCGUGACUGCAAUCUCCGAGCCCACAACAACAGCAACAAUUAUCACCGAGAUGAUUUCAACGACAAGUACAGAGCCAUCAAGCCCGCUUAUUCGUGUCAACGUGAACAAUGGCACGGAUGAGCUCGAUCUGGGUAAAUGGGCCAAGUUGUUUGCGGAUGUUUACUUUAGCAAUUCCAACUCGACCAGCAAAGUGUCCGAGACUCUUUCGUUCAUGAAGACUUUUAACAUCAUAGCCGGAAUCAGCGAGUGUUAUUUCGACAUUUCCGAUACUGCUAGCUGUGAAACACAUGUUGUGAAGCCUGCGGUUAAAUACACCAAAUUGGGCAUUACAAAAUCGCGUGAAUGGUGGAGGAAGGUUGGUGAGAGAAUCACCACGUCAUGGACGCAAUCGCGAACACGGGCUACAGCUUUUGUGACGAACUUCACUCAUUACGACGUUAGCGCCAGGGGUGUCAGUGGCUACCUUGGCCUCGCUCAGGGAACACUGAAAUUGUUAAUUCGUUCCUUUGGCUCUUCAUCAUCCUCAGCGUGGGCCGACAUUAGUAGCACCGGACUUUCUUUUGCAUCCGGAAUAGUCAUUGCUAUUCAACCUGAUGUAGCGAAGAUGUUCAAAAACGAGUUCAAAGACGUUGACACUUUCAAAAUGGCCCUUCGCAAUUCUACAGACCUGUUGAAGAAGGCGACUAUAACCGGACUGGCGGCUUCUGCGAUCAAUACCGCCUGGGCAUUGGACGGCCUGUUUAUUGCGAAGGCAUCUACCAAGGUGAAUGGUCAAAGGCCGUCUGCGAUGGAUCUUAUGAUUCUGGAUGAUGAAGCCCGCACCUGUGAUAAGAACGACAUGUGCUACUUCUUUAUCAUCGCCCAGGACAUUAACAACAUCUCAGGCCACAGCUGGGUGGGAGCCAAAGGCCUCGACAAGUUGACCAAGUACAACAUCACGCCGCUUGAAUUUGCAAAGUCAGCUGCCUGGUUCCAAGACCAGUUUAGUGGAUACCUCACCUACCCAAACUCUUCAGCUCUUCUACAUUCCCUUCAAAGCAAGGAGUCCCGACCAUCUCUAAGCUACUUUGUCAAUGUCCCUGUUGUGGACCUUGACAAAUCGCAUGCCACCAAGUCAAACGAAACUUAUUCAGCAUCCAACAAGAAGGCAUCCUCGGAGGAGACUUUUCUAAGUGCUCUAGCGCACGAAGUCAGCACCCUCAAGAGUUGGCCAUACUCUAAGAUGUCAAACGAGCGUGCACAGCACCGAGGAGCAUGA